Messenger RNA from Linum trigynum, 1009 nucleotides. The record is from the annotation of a GenBank genome assembly. NCBI's taxonomy places the organism in Eukaryota, Viridiplantae, Streptophyta, Magnoliopsida, Malpighiales, Linaceae.
GACAUUUGACUGAUUGAAGCUAAGGCACGUCCUAACAUGGUGGUUAAGGAAGAGGUGGCUGUGUCGUAUGCCAUGCAGGCUGGGAAGGUGGCGGGUGGGGUCCAACUGACUGAGGUGAAGGCGGUGAAACCUAGGAAGCGCCUGUCUAAAAAGAAAGGCGUGGAGGAGAAGCAGGUGGAGGCAGGACAGGAGCGCGACGUGGCCCCUUCUUCCCAUGACACCAAGAUGCAAGUGGCCACUGAUCUUAUUAAUGAUGGGAUGCAGGGUGCGGCGGAUUUAAAUGAUGAUGGAGUCCCGGAUGAGACAGCUUCGCUGAGCCCUUUCUCGAACGAUGAUGCUGGUAAUUUCGAGAUUAAACGCUGUGAUCCUGUGAAUGGCGGGCCUCGAUGUGUGGGGGUAAUGAAGGGCCGGGUCCGGCAAGUGGCUGAUAUUUUUGAAACAAGGCUUAAUAUUACGGCGGAGAUCGUACACCCAGCUAGUGUGAAAUUGGGAGGUCUUUCUCUGGAUGAAGGGGGCGCUUCGAGGGCUCCGUUGGAUGAAUAUGGCUCGAACCUCUUGGAUCCAACGAUCGGGGAUCGCAAGAGGUCCUUGAAGGAGGUUGUAGGGGGUUUGGAGGAGUCGCCCACACCCAAAAGGCAAUUUGUUGAAGAGAAGGAGAUGAAUGAUUCGGUGGAGGAAGCCAGCUGCGAGUGGCCCCAACCGGAUAAAUGAAGCUUCUGGCCUGGAAUGUGAGGGGAAUUGGACCACCACUCACAUUCCAAACUGCUGUAGGGUUAGUUCGAUCGAAUAAACCGGAUCUUGUUUUCUUCUCUGAGACUCGAUCGGGCCGGUGUGUUGUCUCUCGUCGUAUUAGGGGUUUGGGGUUUUCUGCUGAUCAUUGUUUCUUUGUUGAUGUUGUUAAUGCAUCGGGUGGGUUAGUUGUUGCUUGGUCCCCCGAAGUUAACGCUUCGGUGUUUUAUCAUUCAAACUUUUGUAUUGGUGUUCAAAUUAAUGAAGUCGAUUCUCAGUA